This is a messenger RNA of Candida tropicalis MYA-3404, 4671 nucleotides long. It is a transcript of the gene MDS3, whose product is annotated as Mds3p. Gene Ontology annotation, cellular component: cytosol; mitochondrion. Gene Ontology annotation, molecular function: protein binding. The transcript has a single exon. NCBI's taxonomy places the organism in Eukaryota, Fungi, Ascomycota, Pichiomycetes, Serinales, Debaryomycetaceae. Gene Ontology annotation, biological process: cell redox homeostasis. The record is from RefSeq and is a predicted model, not a curated record. Bases 1 to 4671 code for a protein of 1556 amino acids.
AUGGCGACAUUAAUACCAACCGCAAGUGCGUGUUAUAGCUUACAACUACCUCCAACUGAAAAAGACGAUCGAUUAAACUUGAAUGUCAGAACUGGUUCUGCAUCGACUUUAUAUAAUUCUAUGGUUUUCACACAUGGUGGUUUGACCAUUGGUCUUGAAAUUCUUCACCAGACUAUUCAGGAGAUCAAUGAAAUCUUUUACAACAGAGUCAAUAUAUCAAACUCAAAAUUUAAAAGUUACGACAAGUAUUUAUCAGGAGAAUUAUUCUAUUUAAAUUUAAUUGAAAGAAGCUGGUCUCGUGCAAUUAUUGACGAAAAUUCUCCCCGUCCAAAACCACGAUUGUUUCACCAGAUUUGCUCUCUACAUAACUGUAUCUACUUGUUUGGAGGGUUGGGUCUCCCAGAUCAUGCUCUCAAUGAAGGAGAUCAGCAACAACCACAGUCGAACAUCAGCCUUGUGCCACUUAAUGACUUGUGGGAAUUUGAUUUAGAAGCCAUGAAAUGGACAUUGUUGGAUGAUGGAUCAAAUUUUGAACAAGACGAUGCUGUCCCAGUACCUCGAUUUAACCAUAAGAUGACUGUCAUUUCUAGUUUAUCAUUUGUGAACAAAAAAGAUCAUUUUGGUAUAUUCAUAGCGGGAGGCAAAGAUAAAAAUUCAGAACCUAUAUAUGACAACGUCUUGUUUGAUUUAGUGGAGAAAAGGUAUGUUGGGUCACAGCCAUUUCCUCUCGUGGCAUCAACUGGCAAUAAGCAAAAAGAUGAAGAAUCGGGAUUAAGUGCAUUUAUAGCAAAUGAUCAACACUAUUUAAACAUCGAUAACAAUACCAGUUCCAUUGUCAACUUUGUUGAAGAAUUCGAAGCUCAAAAACCAUUACAAGACAAGAAUGUACCUGCAACUCCUGGUAAGCGUAUGGAAUCAAUAAUAGUAUACGAUAGUACAAAAUAUGACCUACAAAAGGGCCAUAAUCCAUUACUUUCUUUUAAGGUUGGGAGGAAACGCAUAAAGCAUGGAAAGCCUUUAAUGCUUCACCGAUCUGACGCGUCACAGAAACGAGCUUCCGUUAUCCCAUAUAAUUUAUCUUAUCCAACUGGUGGUUUAUUCGGUCAAAACAUAGUCAUCACAGGAUUUUUACCUGACGAAUAUGAUAUAUCAAUUUUUGUUUAUAACAAACCUACUGGUAAAUGGUCAAGAUUAAACAUCUAUUGUAACCACGACUAUGGUAGUCAUAGAUUUUGGGGUGGUUUUGCAUGGCAAUCGCAUCAUAAGGUUGUUUUAAUUGGUAAUAAUUUAACAUCGAAAACGACAAGUUGUGUACGAUUUUUCACUGUAAUGUUGACUGUUAGUUUGCCAAUCACAAAUCUUUUAGUGAGUUCAGAGUUGUCGACUAGUCGUUAUCAUCACGACAGAGAUGGGAAUAUAGUAUACCAUGGUGAUCUGUACAUUAAAGAAAAUCAUUCUAAUCUGGAUAUCCCAUCACGAAACAAUACCACUUCACCAAGUUCAAGCAACCGUGAGGAUCUGACAGACAGUGGAAGCGAUCAUACACCAGAAGUUAUCCCCAAACAAGCACCAACAAUUAGAAACGAUGAUGCAUCGAUAGUGACAGGAAGUAGGGCAAGAAAGAAAUCAAUGACUUCAUUUUCUAGUGAUCAGUCCCCCACGGCAGUAAGCUUUAGUGAAUAUGUUCAUUACGCAGCACCAAAGACUACAUACACAACAAUAAGAUCCGUUUUCCCACCUGAAGCUGUAACGUUGGGAAGAAAUGCAUUUGAUAGAUAUGGUGACUUAUUGUCAGAUUUUGAGAUGGUGUCUUGUAAUGGUGAUAGAAUUCCUGUGUCGUCUGCCGUUUUGAUGGAAAGAUGGGGAAGAUUUUUCAUUCAGUUGUUAGCGAGAGGGUAUGUUAAUGCCGUUGAUAAGUUUGAAAAUGACCAAGCAUUGGGUUUACACGAUGGUCAAAGAUUAAGAUCCAAGACCAGUCAAUCAAAUUCAUCUGGAUCUGGAGAUAUGCCACAACUUAAAUUGUCAUUAAGCGAGUCAUCCUCACCACCAUCCGAUGAUCAGGAUCCGAAGAAAGAGGAAGUUCGCGUGAGUGCUGAAAACAAAUCAAUUAAAGAUGUGCCUCAAUUUAGAUUGCCAUUUCAGAACUAUUCCAGCUCAACAGCGGAAAGUGACGAAUGUCCGAAAGAAAGAGGACUUGGGACUUCAAUUUCCUCAGCUGUCGACCCACAUCAAGUACUUCCUAGAAAAGCUUCAGUAAGUUCUUCACAAUCAAAUGCCAGUUCAUUAUUGACAUCUCAUUUGCAGGAUAUUCCACCACAAUUGCCAUUACCUGAAGAGCAGAUUCCAAACGUACCUGCGGCUCCAGCAUCUUACAGAAGUACAUCAAGAAAGAACUCUCAAGACCCAAGUUCACCAAGAUCGUCAUUGAUUCAUACUUUGACAGCGUUAAGAAACAUCCCAAUUUCGAGAUCACCAAGGGACUCUCCAUUUUCGUCUCCACGUCCUUCAAUAUCUGGUCCUGGAGGCAAUGGUGGUAGUGGUAAUGGAAUCACUGGUAUGGGUGGAAAUAAUAGUGGAGACUUAUUCAGUGCACCAUUUCCUAAUUUGAAGCCAAACUUUGGAAAGCCUCCAACAGGGCAUUCUCCACCUUCUAAUACCGGUGGUAUCGGUCCUUCAUCAUUUGGAAAGAAACCAUUUGAAAUCAUGGACCGAAGUUCUGAAGAAAAAUUUGAUUCAUUUUCGUCUGGCGCAUCUUCGUUUACUAGGCUAAGUAGCACUGCGGAAGAGCAGGACAAUAGAUUUUCAGACGAUGGUUCAGUGAGCCCACCAGAGUUCAAUAAGAAGCGAGAUGGUUUGUUUGAUAAUGUAUUGUUGAAUUUUGACAAUAUUGAUAAUGAAACAUUUAAAAUGGAACCUUCUUUGGUUCCAAGAAAGCUAUAUAUACCCUUCACUACAGUCACAGUCAAGGCAUUCUGUGAAUACUUGUACACCGGUCAGAUUGGUAAUAAGUGGUUAUUAGCUCCAACAUUAAUGGACAAUCUUUUGAUUUCAAAGUUUUUUAGAGUUCCAUUACUUUACGAUUUAAUAAGUGAAAUUCUAUUCGGGGUGAUUGGAAGGAAAGAAGCAUAUAUAAUCAGCGAGGCACGUAAAUUAAAAACUCGCUACUUUGCUUUACUACUGGAAGCUAAUAUCUCUGUUGCCAAUGAUUAUGUUUUCCCAUUGGAUGAAUACGAAGGAUUUUUGGACAGUGUUGAUGAUGGUUAUCUUGAUAUCACGUUAUUGAAGAAAACAUCUAAGAAUCAUGCAGAUAGUGUUGCAUUGUCGUGGAAGAAAAAAUCUGUAACCAGUCAACACUCCCAUAAGCCAUUGGAGAAACAAGAAAAAGAUGAUGGUGAGGAUGAUGGUACAAAGACAAGUUCCACUAGUGAAGAAGACGAAGUUGAUAAAGAAUAUGCAUUGCAUUACUUGGAAGCUCGUGAUAAUCCAUUACCAUCAGUUGGGCCAAGAUCUAAAUCAGUGUUUGAUAGACAUGCGUUUAGUGGUAUCAAUGAAGAUUUAGAUACCGACAAACAACCUGAAGAAGAAGACAAUUUAGAUGCCUCUAUUACCAUUGAAGAGUUAGUAGCUCCUGACUCUCCCGUGCCUUCAGACUAUGUGAUUGAUUUAAUUUUUGAAACCGCUACAUUGGUUACAGAUAUGAAAUUAUUGCUUAGAGCUUCAAAUUUAAAGGCCAUGACUACAAAGUUCAAUAAGAGUAAGCUUGAAACCGAGGCAGCUAUGGCACAAAUUGCCUACCAAGCUGCACAAAUGCCACAUAAACAGUCGAACAGUACAAAGGAAGUACAAUUGCCAAAUAUUGAUACUGCUUCGGUUCACCAGCCAGUUUCACCAUUGCCACCAUCAACUCCAACUGUUCAAUCACCCAAGGGUACAAUUACAAAAGCAAUGGCAGCUUCACCGGUUUCUAAACAAUCAACAGAGCCAGUGCAACAGCCAGGUCUAUCUCGAAGUUCUAGUAUCACCAAUAGGAGUACUCCAACAAGGCCUCCAUUAUCGUCACAAAACAGUUCAAUCAAAGAAGACUCGCCUGUUCCUCCAUCAUCAUCAACCAUAUCAUUAAACACUACUAAAAGCGCAUCUUCACUUUCAAGAAUUGCGUCACAUACUAGUUUAAGAGCACUUUCAUCUACAUUGCCAUUCCUGUCAUCAAACAAUAACAGUAAUAACAACGAUCAUAACAGUGGUAUUCAUACUAAAAGAGUUGAAAGGGCUGCUACUGAAGGUCCAUACAAUGACAGACAAAUGGGAACAGACGGAAUUUCGAAAACAAGAUCACAUAAUUUGGUAUCAAGGAUACCCACUGGAUCAUCAACUGUUCAUAAGCCAUCCGAAAAAUUGCAAAGUUCGGCUUCAUCAAUCAAAUCAUCGACAAAAAAACAUGGCUUCUUCCAUUUAGGAAGUAGUCAUAAAAAGAAAGAAAGCCCUAGCUCGAUUGGUAGUGGUGGUGGCGCCGAUGAUGCUGUGUCUAUUUUCUCAGCUGCUCCUAAAUUAGAAAGAACAAAUGGAGGAAAUAGUGAUAAUAUUAGUAUUAAUUCCGAUUCAAGUAGUAAAACUACAGCAACUGCAACUUUACGAAAGAAAUUUGGUUUGUUGAGUAGCUUUAAAAGGUGA